Messenger RNA from Mytilinidion resinicola, 765 nucleotides. RefSeq lists its product as uncharacterized. The transcript has 2 exons. The annotation marks the transcript as partial. NCBI's taxonomy places the organism in Eukaryota, Fungi, Ascomycota, Dothideomycetes, Mytilinidiales, Mytilinidiaceae. The record is from RefSeq and is a predicted model, not a curated record.
AUGGAUGGCACGUCUGCGCCUGCUGUGCAUAGUAGUCUCUGCUCUGAGAUUGAUAGCCACGCACAAGAUCCUAAUUCAGCCCCAUACCCGAAUAACAUAUCAGAUUCACCAACUUUACCCGAUAGCGCAGGAGUACAUCCUGAAAAUCCAGCUGAGGUUGUCGCGACCGAUGGCACACCUGCGCCGCGAGAUCUAAAUCCGGCCGAGAACGCAGACAAUGCCUUGAAGUCUCCUACCGUAGCUAGUAGUACAGAUGCCAGUCCUAAAGAUCCAGCUGGCGCUAUCGCCACCAACGAUGCGACUGCUUCUGGCAGACCUGCUGGUCGCAGCAGGAAGUCUGUUCCAGUGCUGCAGCUUGACAUGGUGCCAGGCCAGUGUUGGAUUGUCAAGUAUCGAGGCCAUUCUCCCUGGCCGGCUAUCAUAUGCGACGAAGAGAUGCUCACAAAGGACCUAAUAACCACGCGCCCAGUAAGCGCGAAGCCUAUUGACGGCACGUAUCGGGAAGAAUUCCAGAACGGUGGUAGAUCCACCAAAGGCAGGCGAUAUCCGAUCAUGUUUUUGGGCACAAAUGAAUUCGCCUGGACACACAAUACUGAUCUUCAGCCCUUGAAUAUGGACGACGUCGAGAAGCAAGUUGAAGCCGGUCCUCGCGCAGGAUCUGGCAAAGCUUUAGAUUUAUGGAAUGCUUACCGGGUCGCCGCCAAGAAUCACGAUCUGCCGUGGUUCAAGAAAAUGCUGGCUGAUGAGCACGAACAAGCCAUGCAA